This is a messenger RNA of Coregonus sp. 'balchen', 15407 nucleotides long. Lineage: Eukaryota; Metazoa; Chordata; Actinopteri; Salmoniformes; Salmonidae. The record is from the annotation of a GenBank genome assembly.
AUGGAAAAGACAUACUCCCUCACAGCCCACUACGAUGAGUUCCAGGAGGUCAAGUAUGGUGGUCGCUAUAGCAGCGGCACCCUUAGCAACGGUAUGAGCUUGCACUUGGGCGGGAGCCUGGACCGUAACGUUGGGCGGGGCCGAGGCAAAGGGGGCGGGGCUAGUGAUCGGAGUCGGGACCUGAGUGGCAUCAACAGUGGACAGGGACGUCCUCGUUGGAGCCGCAGGGAGAUCUGCCUGCUCUCUGCUCUGGUGUUCGCUGCGGGGAUGUGUGUCAUCCUGGGCAGCAUGCUGGCCCUCAAAUACAUCUCCCUGGACUUCCAGCAGGAGGCGCACUGCAGACAGGACUGCCAGAAGAAACGCUCGUUAGUCCGCGCCGCACGCUUCGUCCAGGCCAACAUCGACCCCACCAUCCAGCCCUGCCAGGACUUCUACAGCUUCGCCUGCGGCGGCUGGCUACGGCGCCACGGCAUCCCAGAGGACAAGCUGAGCUACGGCAUCAUCACCGCCAUCGGAGAGCACAACGAAGAGAAGCUACAACGCCUCCUGCUGGAGCCCGUGCGCCGGCGCACCGUGCACUCGGCUGAACGCAAGGUGAAAGAGUUCUACCGCUCCUGUGUGAACAUCCAGGAGCUUGACAAGCUGGGGUCAGGGCCCAUGACAGAGGUGAUUGACAGCUGUGGCGGGUGGGACCUGGUUGGCGCGCCCUCUGGUGGUGCGGGGUGGGAGAGCAGUACUGCACCAGCCAGGCCAGACUUUAAUGAGCUGCUCUAUAGGACCCAGGGGGUGUACAGCACUGCUGUCUUCUUCUCUCUCACUGUCAAUGUGGACGAUAAGAACUCCUCACGCAACGCUAUCAGGGUAAGAGUGUGUGUGUCUGUGUGUCUGUGUGUCUGUGUGUCUGUGUGUCUGUGUGUGUGUGUGUGUGUGUGUGUGUUUGUGUGUGUGUGUGUGUGUGUGUGUGUGUGUGUGUGUGUGUGUGUGUGUGUGUGUGUGUAUGUGUGUGUGUGUGUGUGUGUGUGUGUGUGUGUGUCUGUCAGUCUGUCUGUCUGUCUAUCUCUGCGUGUGUGUGUGUGAACACCUGCUGUUUAUCAUCUGACUGAUAUACCAUCUAUUUAUUUACCUGUCUGUGUUGAUUACACGUGUUCAUAUGUGUUCUCUUGGUUGUGAUCGUAUGUGUGUGUAUUUGUAGAUUGAUCAGGAGGGGCUCACACUGCCUGAGAGGACUCUGUACCUGGGGCAGGAUGAGGACAGUGUGAAGGUAAAGGAUUACCCCCUCCCUCUUUCUAUCCACCACUCCAUCUCUCCAUCUGUUCAAUUAUCGACCAAUUCCUUUCUUCUCUAUCCAUCCACCGGUUUGUUCCUGUCAUCUCUGUUCCCUUUGUUAUCCAGUGUGCUCCGCCACAUGUCACACUGCUGUCCAUUGACCAUUAAUAAUGAUGUAAUGUUGUUGUCCAAUGUCCAUUAAUGAUGAUGUCAUGGACAGAUCCUGGCGGCUUACAAGGCCCUGAUGGAGCGUCUGCUAAGCAUGCUGGGAGCUCAUAAUGCCACUCAGAAGUCCAAAGAGAUCCUACAGCUGGAAACACUCUUGGCCAACGUAAGUGUGUGUCUGUGUGUGUUUAUAUACAGUUUCCAGUCAAAAGUUUGGACACACCUACUCAUUCAAGGGUUUUUCUUUAUUUUUACUAUUUUCUACGUUGUGGAAUAAUGGUGAAGACACCAAAACUAUGAAAUAACACAAAUGAAAUCAUGUAGUAAUCAAAAAAGUGUUAAACAAAUCAAAAUAUAUUUUAGAUUUUAGAUUCUUCAAAGUAGCCACCCUUUGCCUUGAUGACAGCUUUGCACACUCUUGGCAUUCUCUCAACCAGCUUCAUGAGGAAUGAGUUCCCACAUAUGCUGAGCACUUGUUGGCUGCUUUUCUUUCACUCUGCAGUUCAACUCAUCCCAAACCAUCUCAAUUGGGUUGAGGUCGGGUUAUUGUGGAGGCCAGGUCAUCUGAUGCAGCACUCCAUCACUCGCCUUGGUCAAAUAGCCCUUAUACAGCCUGGAGGUGUGUUUUGGGUCAUUGGCCUGUUGAAAAACAAAUGAUAGUCCCACUAAGCGCAAACCAGAUGGGAUGGCGUAUCACUGCAGAAUGCUGUGGUAGACAUGCUGGUUAAGUGUGCCUUGAAUUCUAAAUAAAUCACAGACAGUGUCACCAGCAAAGCACCCCCACACCAUCACACUUCCUCCUCCAUGCUUCACGAUGGGAACCACACAUGCGGAGAUCAUCCGUUCACCUACUCUGUGUCUCACAAAGACACAGCGAAUGGAACCAAAAAUCUCAAAUUUGGACUCAUCAGACCAAAUGACAGAUUUCCACCGGUCUAAUGUCCAUUGCUUGCGUUUCUUGGCCCAAACAAGUCUCUUCUUCUUAUUGGUGUCCUUCAGUAGUGGUUUCUUUGCAGCAAUUCGACCAUGAAGGCCUGAAUCACAUAGUCUCCUCUGAACAGUUGAUGUUGAGAUGUGUCUGUUACUUGAACUCUGUGAAGCAUUUAUUUGGGCUGCAAUCUGAGGUGCAGUUAACUCUAAUGAACUUGUCCUCUGCAGCAGCGGUAACUCUGGGUCUUCCUUUCCUGUGGCGGUCCUCAUGAGAGCCAGUUUCAUCAUAGCGCUUGAUGGUUUUUGUGACUGCACUUGAAGAAACUUUCAAAGUUCUUGACAUUUUCGGGAUUGACUGACCUUCAUGUCUUAAUGUAAUGAUGGACUGUCAUUUCUCUUUGCUUAUUGCCAUAAUAUGGACUUGGUCUGUUACCAAAUAGGGCUAUCUUCUGUAUACCACCCCUACCUUGUCACAACACAACUGAUUGGCUCAAACACAUUAAGAAGGAAAGAAAUUCCACAAAUUAACUUUUAACAAGGCACACCUGUUAAUUGAAAUGCAUUCCAGGUGACUACCUCAUGAAGCUGGUUGAGAGAAUGCCUAGAGUGUGCAAAGCUGUCAUCAAGGCAAAGGGUGGCUACUUUGAAGAAUUUGUUUAACACUUUUUUGGUUACUACAUGAUUCCAUAUGUGUUAUUUCAUAGUUUUGAUGUCUUCACUAUUAUUCUACAAUGUAGAAAAUAGUAAAAAUAAAGAAAAACCCUUGAAUGAGUAGGUGUCCAAACUUUUGACUGGUGCUGUAUGUGUGUUUAUGUGUUCAGUUAUAAUGUUUCUUCCCCUCUGUUUCAGAUCACUGUGUCUGAGUAUGAUGAACAGAGAAAGGACAUCAGCACUAUGUACAACCGCAUCACCCUGAGACAACUACAGCGCAUCGCUCCCAGUGUGAGUACCACACACACAUCUUUAUAUCUGUAUUGUGUGUGUGUGUGUGCAGAAGUGUGAUGGAUUAAGAGCUGAACUCCAGCAGAGCAUUGUGAAGUGUGUGUGUGUGUCUGUAGUGUGUGUGCGAGGCGGGGGGCCAUUCUAUGCCCCGUGAACCUCUCAUACGCACGCCUCCGUGGCUCAGCGAAGCUCUCCGCCCUCCGGGGAUAGAAGGAGACCAACGGGGGGCUACGAAAGGAGGGAGGAAGAGAGGGAGAAAGAGGGUUGAGGAAGGGAGAGGACGGGAUGAAUAGGGGUCGACGGAGGACUACAGAAGGAGGAUGGAGGGACGGAGGAGGGGGGAAGAGGAGAGAGAGGAGAACCGAUGGGGGGCAUAUGGAAUGAAUCUGGGGGAGAGAGGGACUGAGGGGAGGGAGAGAAAGAGGGAGGAGAGGGGGGAAGACAGGAGGGGAGAGCCGUAAGGAGCGUUGGAGAGCAGCAGGAAACUGAUGGAGAAUUCAGAGCUGCUCCAUCACUUCUGAUUGGAGAAGAAGGGAGGGGAGUGAAAGGCAUGAACGGAGAGAGAGAUGGAUGAAGUGAGCUUCACAAGCAUCACUGAUAAAACAAGAGAAAGAAACAUGAGAGAGAGAGAAAAAGAAAGAAAGAAUGAAAUAAAUAAAUGGUGAAAGAGAUGACUAAAAAGGUGCAAAUGGAGAGUGACAUACAGAGAGACAGACAGAUGGACGUAGAGACAGACAGAAAAACCCAAGGAAGGAGUAAUAGACAGUAGCUGUAACUGUGGACAAUUAGAUAUACAGAUGUACGAUCUUAAUUUGAUCACUUUUGUUGCUGAGAAUAUUCCUGCAGAGAAUGAAGUGCAAACUUGUGGUGUAUUUGAGUUUUAAAAACAAUUCUAAAGUUUGUAAUUUCCACUUUGAAAUUUCAGACUAGAUUUGCCCUAACGAAAAAUGUAUCAAUCCCUACAAAAAUGUCCAUGAAUUAUAUCCACAUAAUAAUUCACAUUUCCUGUUACUGCAGGAUUUUUUUCCUGCUGUCGCAAACUGGUUCAAAUUAAGAUCCUAGAUCAGUAAAUGCUCAGACAGACAUACAGACAUGGUCAAAUGGGGGAAUGUCAAUUACGUUCAUACUGAUUUAUCCCUCUCCACCUCUCCCUCUUUCACUCUCUCUCUCACUUUGUUCUACUGUCCCACUAUUGGCUGUUAACAAUAGUGGGAGAUUAUGAGACCAUUUGGGAUUAUAGGGAUGCUGUAUGCUCAGCAGUUAAAGAGGAACUUUGUGUUGUGGAUGACCUAAACUGUGAGCAGGGCUUUCUAGGGCUUUACCUUCUUGUUAUCCUCUAUAUAUUGUUGAUAUUGUGGAGGCAGCAUUUACACUUUCCUUACUGGUACAAUAAAGGCUUGUUGGAACCCCCCUUCCUUCAUCAGAGCAGGGUGACAACAAUCAUGUUUUCUUAUCUUUACCACCAGAGAGUCAGUCAAUAUUAAAUAAAUGAUUCUUUAUUAUCAGCAAGCUGGAGAGGUUCCAACAAACUUAAUGCACCAAGUAGUACACGUUGGUCGGGAGCUCCGCCAGGGCAGUCCCGUUAGUUCUCUUAUAUACUGCUUACACAGACAUGUUAUAUUUGCAUGAUUUACAUUAUUCAUAAUUAAUUUAUCAUUAACGUUUGGUUCCUGCAUGUGACCGACCAAUACCUCAUGAGGCUUCUUCUGUCCAAGCUGAGACCUUGAAACCCCUUUUAGUUCUCAAAGCAAUGUUCUGGGCAUACUGCCAAAUUGCUUAUACUGAUAGUGAAGAUUCCUCCCAGGCAUGAUCAAUCAGUCACUUGCAUGAACCCAGUCGAAUUGGUUAUUAGAAAAGCACAAACAUAACAUUUUCCCUCACACUUGUUAAAACGCAAACCUGCUCUCUCCUCUCCUCUCCUCUCCUCUCCUCUCCUCUCCUCUCCUCUCCUCUCCUCUCCUCUCCUCUCCUCUCCUCUCCUCUCCUCUCCUCUCCUCUCCUCUCCUCUCCUCUCCUCUCCUCUCCUCUCCUCUCCUCUCCUCUCCUCUCCUCUCCUCUGUCUCUACAGCUGCAUUGGAAACGUUUGUUAGACAGAAUCUUCCAUGAUAACUUCUCUGAGGAUGAAGAGAUAGUGGUGUUAGCUACUGACUACAUGGAGAAAGUCUCCGACAUCAUCAAGACCACCUCCAAAAGGUGAGAGAGGGAGGGUGGGAGGAGGGAGGAGGAGAAGGGUGGAUGAGAGGCAUAGGAAGAAUGCAAAGGUUAGAGAGUUGUAUGAAAAAUCAAUGGCAUAAGAGAAAUGAGUUUUGAGCAUGUGUAAGCAUUUUUGUAAGAGUUGCUGAAUUCGUGUGUGGCCUUUACUAGGGCUGUUACUAUAGGUUGUGUCAUAUUGAAGUGUCAUAGUGUGUAUAGAUUCAUUUUUGAGUGUGUUUGUGUGUGUGUGGGGUGGGGUGGGGUGGGGUGGGGUGGGGUGGGGUGGGGGGGCAUCACUGGUGGGCGGCAGGUAGCUUAGUGGUUAAGAGCGUUGUGCCAGUAACUAAAAGGUCGCUGGUUCGAAUCCCCGAGCCGACUAGGUGAAAAAUCGGUCAAUGUGCCCUUGAACAAGGCACUUAACCCUAAUUGCUCCUGUAAGUCGCUCUGGAUAAGAGCGUCUGCUAAAUGACUAAAAUGUAAAUGUGAACUUCCAGCUCUACUGUGGAUGAUUAGUAUCGAUCUGGACCCCCCUCCUCGACACACAUACACAGAAUUGUGCUGUCAAAGACAGCUCUUGACAGACUCCAGAGGUGGCUGUGGAGGCUAGUGGGAGUCAGGGUGCUGGUUUCUGACAGCUCUCCAAUACUGACUGGUGUUAUGCUCUACUCUACUCUACUCUACAGUUCACACGUCUACCAGUCUGUAGCUGACUGGCCCUCAGUUCAUUUUAGUUCAUAGAAUUACAAUUCAUUUCAAUUGAUGUCUGUCUGUAUAGGUUUUUUCUCUUUCUUCUUUUUCAACUUCCUCCCUCCCUCCCUUCCUCAUCCUUCAUACACCCUCCGUCUCUCCCUCCAGCUCUCACUCUCUUAUCUCCUUUCCUCCUUUUGUCUGUUCUUGUACGUAGUUAUAUCAGUUGUUGAGUGAGAAAAGAGACACAAUGGGGUGAGUGCUCUCAUAAAAUGUCAUGUUAUCUAAUAUCAGAUAAUGUAAUAAUAAUCUUAUCAUAAUCCUCUUUGCUAUAAUCACCCUUAUUAUCAUCGCCAUGGUGACAACUGGCAUUACAGCCAAUCCCCUGGAGGCUCGGGAGAUUUUCUGUUUCUUUUCUUUUGUUGUUUUUCCCUUCUUUUCUCUACUUCUCUUCUUCUUUCUCCAUCUCUCUCUCCCUCCUGGUGAUUUCAGUAAUAAAACCCUCCUCUCUGUUUUCUCCUUCUCCUGCCUCCCUCUUUCUACUGUCUGUUCUUUUUCAAUCUGUCCUCUGUCUCUUUUUCCAGUUCUGUUUUUCCCUCCGUUGCUCCGUCUCUCUCCCCUCGUCAUCUCUUUUCCAUUGUCUCUCUUGCUGCUUCUCUCUCAUCUCCAUCUCAUUAUCUCUCCUCUCUUUCAUACCCCAACCUCAUCCCUCUAUUUCCUAGCACUCUCUCCUCCUCCUGUUGCUGUUCCCUCUCUCCCUUUCCCCUGUUCUCUCUCUCCAGGCCUCAGUUCUGUUCUCUGUCUCUCUGAAUCACUCCUGCUGAGUCCAUUAUCUGUGUUAAAUCAAAGGUUAGGGUCGCUGUUUCCUCUCUGUCACACACACACACACCACUGGGUGUGGUGGACUCCUGUUCCUACCGCCACCCACUGUGCACCCCUUGUUCAUUUGCAUAACUGACGAGAAAUGUCCCUGUGCUUCUCAGUAUGGGGUCUCUCCACUGCUCUUUACGAGUCUCCAAUUACACAGUUACACCCCCCCCCCCCCCCCCCCCCCCCCCCCCCCCAUCUCCCUCCCUCCCUCCCGGAUCUAUUGACAAGACCCAGACAACUGCAUCCAAUCCCAUUAACCAGAUGAGCUGGUGUCCAAUGAGGCUGAAACAGUAAUGACAACACCAGCAUCUCUCAACAACCUCUCCCUCUCAUUCCCUCCUUUCUCUCUGCUCAUCCGUCUGUCACUCUAUCACUCACGCUCGUCUCAAGGGGAAGUGUGUGUGAAUGUGUGAGUGUGUGUGUGUGUGAGGUUAGACUGUGGGUAGGAGCUGUAGGACCAUUAUUACAGAGGGUAAUGUCUGCAGGUAUUCUGGAGGGACAAUGUAUUUUAUCUUAACAAUGAGCUCCAUUACAAUCCAGUCUUCUAAUGAUUUUUAAUUCCCAUCCCAUGAUGAUUCAAGGCUAUUGUUUGAUCAUUAGAAUACAUUUAACUAAAGCCUUUUCAUUUCCGUCUAAUCUCCCAGGUCUCCUAAAUCUACCCACCACCCCACACACCAACUCCAUCUGGGAUUAGAUUUUGACACAUGCACACGCACACACACACACACACACACACUAGCUGUGCCCCUUGCAAACAAGUAAUCUGAAACAAAUUAAUAAAAAAUGUGUUUUAUUCAACAGAGUAAACACACACACACAACCAAACGAAGCUGCCACACCUACAACACACUGAUCUGUACUGAUUAUUAGAGGUAUCAAAGAACACAGACACUGUCUCAGUCUUCUUCUUCCUCCCUCCUCCUCUCUCUCUUCUCAAUUAAUUUCACUUCAGAAGUGCUUUGUUGGCGAGACACUGGGGCUGCCUUGCCAAGGCAGUUUUGAUUUAAUAUGCAAUGUGGAUGUCAAAAAUAAAAACAGAGAACAACGUGGAGCAGAGUCUCACAGUAAGAGACAGGACCACUUGUCCUGAGGGCAGAAUGGAUAUGUUCACUCUGUGGGAUCCCUCAACACAUUAAGCACAACCUUAAAUUACUGAGAAGGGAAAAGAACGUUUGAAUACAUGAAUGAAAUACAUAUAUUUUUUACUUCUACUCGUCUGAGUCAUUCUUGGACUCUUCUUCCUUUCUUCUUCUAUACUCUCCUUUCUCUUUUCAAUUGCUGUCCGUCUCUCCUCUCUUCCCUCCACCCAUACUCUCUGUCUCUCUCCUCUUUUACUCCACCCAUACUCUCUGUCUCUCUCCUCUCUUCCCUCCACCCAUAUUCUCUGUCUCUCUCCUCUCUUCCCUCCACCCAUAGUCUCUGUCUCUCUCCUCUCUUCCCUCCACCCAUAUUCUCUGUCUCUCUCCUCUCUUUCCCUCCACCCAUACUCUCUGUCUCUCUCCUCUCUUCCCUCCACCCAUACUCUCUGUCUCUCUCCUCUUUUCUAACCUGCUUGUAUCUCCUUUGCUGUACUCCCCUUCUCUCUCUUUGCCCACCUUUUCUGUCUUUGCCCUUCUCCUAUAUUUUUAGCAUUUCUCUUUUCCCGGAGGAUUCCACAUUGAAUCUCUGAAGGGGCACUCCUUAAUUAUACAAUAAAGCCUUGUUAAAAACGAAAACUAAUCGUUCCCCCCUCCUCUCUCAAUCUCUCUCCCGGUCUCCCCCCUCCCUCUCUUGCCAGGGUUCUCCAUAACUACAUGCUGUGGCGGAUUGUAGCAGCUCUCAGUGAACACCUGUCCACGGCGUUCCGGAGUACCAUCCAUGAGUUUUCCCGAGAGAUUGACGGUACGGAGCGUCAACUGGAGCUGGGGAGGCUGUGUCUCACCCAGGCCAACAAACACUUCGGCAUGGCCCUGGGAGCACUCUUCGUCCAGCAGCACUUCUCCUCUCACAGCAGGGCCAAGGUAGGGCAGCUUCUAUCUCUGUCUCUCGGUCUCUAUAUCUCUCCUCACAGCAGUGGUGUAAAGUACUUAAGUAAAAAUACUUUAAAGUACUACUUAAGUCAUUUAUGGGCUAUCUGUACUUAAAUAUUUUUGACAAUUUUUACUUUUACCUCACUACAUUCCUCAAGAAAAUAAUGUACUUUUUACUCCAUACAUUUUCCAUGACACCCGAAAAGUACUCGUUACCUUUUGAAUGCUUAGCAGGACAGGAAAAUGGUCCAAUUCACACACUUAUCAAGAGAACAUCCUUGGUCAACCCUACUGCCUCUGAUCUAGCGGACUCACUAAACACAAAUGCUUCGAUUGUAAAUUAUGUCUGAGGGUUGGAGUGUGCCGCUGGCAAUCCGGAAAUAAAAAAAACAAGAACAUUGUGCCGUCUGGUUUGCUUAAUAUAAAGAAUUUGAAAUUAUUUAUACUUUUACUUUUGAUACUUAAGUACAUUUAAAACCAAAUACUUUUAGACUUUUAUUCAAGUAGUAUUUUACUGAGUGACUUUCACUUUUACUUGAGUCAUUUUACUAUUAAUUUUUUUCUUUACUUAAGUAUGACAAUUUGAUACUUUUUCCACCAUUGCCUCAUAGCAGGGCCAAGGUAGCGCAGCUUCUAUCUCUGUCUCUACACCUCUCCUCAUAGCAGGGCCAAGGUAGCACAGCUUCUAUCUCUGUCUCUACAUCUCUCCUCACAGCAGGGCCAAGGUAGCACAGCUUCUAUCUCUGUCUCUACAUCUCUCCUCACAGCAGGGCCAAGGUAGCACAGCUUCUAUCUCUGUCUCUACACCUCUCCUCAUAGCAGGGCCAAGGUAGCACAGCUUCUAUCUCUGUCUCUACACCUCUCCUCAUAGCAGGGCCAAGGUAGCACAGCUUCUAUCUCUGUCUCUACAUCUCUCCUCACAGCAGGGCCAUGGUAGCACAGCUUCUAUCUCUGUCCCUCUGUCUCUGACUGUGUCUCUUUCUUUGUUUCUUUCUGUAAUGGUCUGGUCAUUUUAUAUGAAGUAGAAUAAAAAAUGCCUCUCUUUCUCUCUCCCCAUCCCACUCUAAGCCUUCCAUCAUCACACCUUAUCCCUCUCGAUCCUAGUCUGCCUCUAUAUAGGUGAUAAAGAGCUUAAAUAAAGAUAAGGGUCAGAGGAGUUAGGAAUGCCAUUGGAAACCACAUCCCCUAGAAUGAACACGAUACUAUUCCUCCUUCUCUCACUCCUCUCUUCCUUUCUCACCCCUCUCUUUCCCUCUGUUGUGUUCAAUGCCAACCUAGCCUCAACCCCCAAACCCUAGCCAUUGUAUGUAGGAAUUUCCUACAUAUGACAGCUAACCCAUCCUUUCAGUUUCAGAUCUAUGAAAGUGCCUAGGGAUAGGAGCAGAGGGCGAAGGGUCUAUCUGACGUUGGGCGUACCUGAUACAUCUAUCUCUCUUGCCCACUCCCAAUGGAACCCUUAGACAACUGACCUCUAACCUCUGACCCCUGUUCUCUUCCCUCAGGUACAGGAGCUGAUAGAGGACAUAAAGCACUCACUGGACCUCCGGCUGCAAGAGCUGGACUGGAUGGAUGAGGUGACCAAGGAGGCAGCCAGGGCCAAGGUCAGGAUACCACACUACCUCAAAUAGGCCUACUGUAUUACCAUGUAGGAGGAAAGCAGGGGUUCUUUUAUUCUGGAUCGGUUUAAUACUGGUUUGUCAAAUCCCUAUCUCAGUAUGUUGUCUGAUACUUUCAGAAUGUAAAGUCUUAAUCCUUUUAGAGCACUUGCUGAAACAAAAGUGCUCCAGUGUAAUCCCAUUAUAACAGUCUGCUUGAUUAGCUGGUUGUGUGUGGGCUAUGAAGGAUAUGUCGGCUAAAUAUGUGCAAAGUCUCUCUUCCCCUCUCUCUCUUCCCUGACCCUUUCCUUCCUUACCUCUCGUAGCUGCAGCAUAUGAUGGUGAUGACAGGCUAUCCAGACUUCCUACUCAAACCAGAGCUCAUAGACCAGGAGUAUGGGGUGAGAUAUCUCCUCUCCUACUUCUGCUUCUACUCAUACUGAUAUCUCUGAUAGCGUCUCGACGUAUCUUCUUACCGCUCUUAGAGUCGUCUAUCUAGAUCAUCUGCUCUCUCUCUGCGUGCUCUCUCUCUAGCGCUAUCUACUCAGCUCUAUUCGAUCUCACACUCUCUCUUCAUCUCACACUCCUCUCUCUCUCUCACACUCUCUCGCUCUCUCUCAACACUCUCUCUCACUCACUCACUCACUCACUCCUCUGUUAUUUGUUCUCCAGUUUGAUGUGGAUGAAAAUACCUAUUUCAAAAACAUCCUCAACAGCAUCAAGUUCAACAUCAAGAUGUCUGUCAAAAAGAUCCACAAGCAGGUGGACAAGACUGCGUGAGUGAUGCUUUCAACUGCUCCAGAUGUUCAUUCUCACAAUAACACAACUACACACAGAUUCAAAGUUCUAUGCACCUCUUGACACAAAACAUUCAAUUUUAUGAUAGAAGUGAAGAAUAUACAUGUGAUGUACCUACAAAUUGAAGAUACCAUAAGCUCGUCUUUUGUGUAACUGUUUAAAAUGUGCUCCUAAAACAGUACUCAAAACUGAUUUUGUGUCCGAACAAGCUGAAGCCCUCCACCCUGUACUGCCAAAUCAUGUAUUCCUCCUUUAUCACAAAUAUACUCCUUUCAUCAUUAAUCUCUCCUUCUGCAGAGAAAACAUGUCCUCUUCCCUCCAUCCAUCUCCUCAUCUCUCCGCUGUCUGUAGGGCCCUCUGUCUUUCCCACCAGAACAAGGGCAUCUCUGAAUUUAAAAGUUAUUAAUUUGGGAAAUGUCCUCAAAUCGAUGCGCCUGGAUUUAAAAACAUUAUGAUGAAGGGACUGUUUUCUUGUGCAGACAGGAAUUCUCAAUAUUGGACUAAAUAUUGAAUAUUUUUCACCUUAAAACAACCUCCAAAGUUUAGAAAAAAAAUUGCCUGUGACACUUGAGAAGUGUGUCUCUUGUUGUUUGAAAAUGUUUAGUGAAUGUAGGAUUAAUAAACCCCUGAUUGACUUUGUUUCCCUCUCAGGUGGCUCCUUCCCCCUCAGGCCCUCAAUGCCUACUAUCUCCCAAACAAGAACCAAAUGGGUGAGUCAGUGUGUGACCCCAAUGCACAUCAACGUUAGUAUAUACAAGAUAACACACUCCUCCUCUCCUUCUUCUUUCUGGUCUACCCAUGUGAUGAGGCACCCACACGCCUUAACACACUUAUUCUGCAUUCACUUACUUACACCAGCCCCCCACACACACUGUAAUCUCCCCUCACUUUCCCCUCAGUCUUGGCCUCUAGUGGUGUCUGCAUCUGCCUCAUGGAUUUACCUCACAGAAAACAUUCAUGGUGAGUUGCAGAGCAGGCAGCGACAGAGAGAGCCAGACAAACACAGCCAUCAGAGCUAACGUUUUACCCUACCUCUUUCUCUCCCUCCAUAUAUUCCUCUAAUACUGUAUCACUGCCUCUCUACCCCUCUCUUUAUCUUAUGCUAUCAUCUCUUUCUUUACUUGUAGUAUUUCCUGCUGGAAUCCUUCAGCCCACGCUGUACGACCCUGAGUUUCCACAGUGAGUACAACUCUGAAUAUUUUAAUCAACUGCUAAUUAAGACACUGAUUAGUUGUAUCAAGUGUGUUAGUUAGUAGCCUACUAGGCUGGAGCGAAAGCCUGCACCCGCUGUACUGUAGCUCUCCAGGACAACCCUUCUACAGCAUUACCAAUGCUUUCCCCCUACAUUACCCCUCGUAUUCUACCUCCAAACCAUUCCCCUUUCCCUUAAUGGUCACAACACAAUUCCAGCUAUACUGCAGCCCUCAACUCUCACGGCACGGUAUUAUUUAUUCACAUACUUAUUCCAUUAGAAGUGAUCACCACCACACCACAUAUACGACCGCUGCAUCCACCCAUGCAUACUGAUGAAUGGAAUAUGAUAUUAGAUGUGUGUGCGUGGUCGUGGUGCCUUUCCCUGGAGUUAUUACUGCAGUAGCCCUAACCUGCCAUAAAGACUGAGGCUAGCCCAGCGCAGCUAUCAGGCCCCAGGUAAUGAAGCCUCACUCAGCCAGUUAGUUUUUUCAGGAUUGGAGGGCAACUCUCAGCAGGGUAUCGACAUCCUGUCAGAAAGUCAUUUUCAGACUUAGCCAUGUGGAUAGUCCCGGGCCUCUGGCCGUCCCUGCAUCUCCAUCUGCAUGGUCUGCCAGAAUACACUACACACUCCUCACCCACCCUGGUCAAGGAGAGGUGGCCAGGACACACACUCUCUUCAGUUAUUAACAGUUAGAUAUGUCAACAGAUCAGAUUAUGAUGUAUGUAACACUCUACUGUCCCCCUCAGGACAGGGGUUAGAACUGCCAGCUGAACAAAAGUUUAUCAGGUUAUGUGUUAUACUGUGUUAUUAUAAAUAUAUGACAUUAUGUUGUUGUCCUCAGAUAUGUUAAGUGAUUAGUAACUCAUCCCCCUCUCUCUCCCUCCUCCCUCUAGAUCUCUGAACUAUGGAGGAAUAGGAGCCAUCAUCGGUCAUGAGCUGACACAUGGAUAUGAUGACUGGGGUGAGAGAACGCAUCCUCGUCUUACACGUGUCUUAUAAAAGCCUAAAAUCCAAUUGGGCAUGAACAGUAGUAGCCUAACAGUAGUAAAAUUGUAAUGUCAGUGUAAUAUCAGUUCUGAAUAGGAGUUAAUGUCUUUUGUCCACAUUGGUCAUCCUAACUCAAGCCUCUUGCCCCCCAUCUAAGUGGGUCUUCACUAUCAGGCCAUGCUGCAAGGUAUGGAAGUCCCGCCUCCCCCUAACCGAACCAAUGAAAUCAGUCAAAUGACUUCAGACAAGAGUAAAAGGCUAUAGCCAACAACUGUAGCCAACUGUACCUUGCAGCGUGGCCGAAUUGUGACCCCCAUGCUAAGUGAUGUCGUCUUUCUCUUAGGGGGCCAGUAUGAUCGACACGGCAACCUGAAGCAGUGGUGGACGGAGGAGUCAUACAAGAAGUUUCAGAAGAAAGCAGAGUGCAUCGUUAAACUCUACGACAACUUCACUGUCUAUAACCAGAGGGUGGGUGCAUAGCAUACCUUGUUAUACUGCUUACUAGACACUCACACACACUUGUAAUGGGAGUUGUAAUGGUAUCUUUCCCCUGUGUGUGUCUGUAGGUGAAUGGCCGUCUGACUUUGGGGGAGAAUAUAGCAGACAUGGGAGGCCUUAAACUGUCUUACUUUGUGAGUGAAAUCUUCCUAUAGACUGUGCUAUCUGUCAAUCGUUACUGAUUACUGUCUGUCAGGGCUCUAUUCAAUCCGCAUCACAGAAGUUCAGCUUUAACGCGUCAUUAAAAUUUAAAAGAAAUGUUCCUGCUUUAGCGGAGACUGCAUCCAUGGUAAACGCUGCAUAUGUCGGCUCAAUCGUAAAUUAGCUUUACGUUUCUAUGGCGCUGAAGCGUUAGAGAUUGAAUAGAGCCCUCAGUCACUGUCUCUAUGGACUAAUGAUAAGCUAUGUCUGUAAGCCCAGGACCCAAAUCUCAUCUCUCUCUUCUCUCUCUACCUCUAUCCAUCUCUCCAUCUUCUCCCUCUCCAGGCAUAUCAGAAGUGGAUCAGAGAACAUGGUCCAGAAAGACCUCUCCCUGGACUCAAAUACACACAUGAACAACUACUCUUCAUUGCCUUUGCACAGGUACACAACAAACUAUGUACAGACUAUGUUGUUUAGUCUUGGGAAUCUUUUUGUUGUUGCAGUAGGAGUAAAGAUGAUAUUUUUUACGGCCUUUACUGCUAACUGUCUCCUCUCUCCUAUUAGAACUGGUGUAUGAAGAGACGGUCUCAGUCCAUAUACCUGCAGUUACUGACUGACAAGCACGCACCAGAGCAUUACAGGUACAUACACUUCCUCACUUUCCUGAUGUGCAUCAGCCUAUCACAGGCCAUACCUAAUAUUAAUCCCCUCUCUGAUUGGACCAUUCUCUCUCUCCCCUCCACCCCUGCAGGGUGAUUGGCAGCGUGUCCCAGUUUGAUGAGUUUGCCCGAGUGUUCCACUGUCCAAAGGGUUCCCCCAUGCAUCCUGUUGACAAGUGUUCUGUAUGGUGACCCCUCAACAUUGACCUCUGAACUCCACCACCCACCAACAACUAGAACUUACCUGUGACCUCAACUCUCCUCUCCUAACCAACCUGUCUCAGAUGUUCUGUUCAGUUUCACAUUCAUCUCAAUCCUGGGACUACCUUUUUCUCUUAUCACAGAAUUUGCAAGCAAAUGUCAUCACCACCAGGCAAAACCAUGAUCACUUCACUGUCUACUCAUGUACAUAUCCAGUGCUUGACUUGGGCAGGAGCUCACCGGAGCGGAGUACCGGCACCUCAAAUGUUCU